Molecule: messenger RNA, 630 nt
Organism: Penicillium lagena
Lineage: Eukaryota; Fungi; Ascomycota; Eurotiomycetes; Eurotiales; Aspergillaceae
Product: ATG16 family protein
Exons: 3
Coding region: 1-630 (209 amino acids)
Source: RefSeq, a predicted model, not a curated record
AUGCCCCACUGGCGAGAAGAAUACGCCGCUGCUUUGGCUGCGAGAGAUCGUCGGGAGAAAGCCAACAGUGCCCUAUACGAUGCCUAUACCAAGCUCGCCGAUCGCACCAGUGCGCUAGCAGCACCACCACGUGGAACAGGACCCAGCUCUCCAGCUACCCAUAAACCUUCCAGUGAUGCCCAGCGAUCUAUUUCAUCACCCAUCACCACAAAGAAACAGCUAUCUGCCGAGCCAGGAACCCCCUUGGCGGACCUUCUGAAUGCAACCCGCACAGACCUUUCGGAAGCCCAACGUUCGCGCUCCGAGUUACAAGACCGUUUGAACCGGAUUACCACCGAAGCUGAAAAGCUUCGCAAAAAGAGUAGCCAGGAUAGUCGGCGGAUCAGUGCGUUGGAAAGCGAGAGGGUCCAUUUGCAGCUACGCCUCAAAGAUCGUGAUGAAGAGCUGAGAGGGAAGGCUAAGCUGUUGGAGGAUUUCCAAGAUGAAAUGGCUACCCUCAACCUCCAGCUUAACAUGGCAGAAGAGCGGUCCACUCGAUUCCAGCAUGAAAAUCAGGAGCUCGUGGAUCGCUGGAUGGCGAGAAUGGGCCAGGAAGCCGAAGCCAUGAACGAUGCGUCGAAAUUUUCCUAG